Lotus japonicus is the source of this 1481-nucleotide messenger RNA. Its product is annotated as grpE protein homolog 2, mitochondrial-like. Lineage: Eukaryota; Viridiplantae; Streptophyta; Magnoliopsida; Fabales; Fabaceae. Gene Ontology annotation, cellular component: PAM complex, Tim23 associated import motor. Gene Ontology annotation, molecular function: protein homodimerization activity; protein-folding chaperone binding; adenyl-nucleotide exchange factor activity. Gene Ontology annotation, biological process: protein folding; protein import into mitochondrial matrix. The transcript has 5 exons. The record is from RefSeq and is a predicted model, not a curated record. Bases 157 to 1161 code for a protein of 334 amino acids.
UUCACCGCCGCAAUCACCUUCUUCCCCUUCUCAUUUCCUCUUUCUCUAAACCCUUGAUUUUCCCUCUGCAAAUUCGAUCUCCAUUUCCAUUCCCAUUUCCAAAGUUUUCAUCUUUUGCCCCUCAACCCUUCUCUUUUCCCUUCAAUUCCCUCAACAAUGUUCGUCAAUAAGCUUCUAACCCGUAUCUCCAGAACCGUUUCCAGAACCUCCCUUCUCUCUGCUUCGCAAAGACCCCAACAAUUCCAUUCCCUCCUUCCCCAAUCACCCAACAAGCUGAUUUCAGCUCAAGCAAAUUUGUUAUGUCCAACAAUAAGUUCCUUAACUCCAAGAUUUGGAUUUUCUUCAUCACCCACAACUGAAACUAAUGAAAAAGAAAAAGAGAACCAUCAGCAUAAUGGCAGUUCUUCAACUGAUGACCCAAUAAAAACAAGUGAAGAGGCCAAGAAAGUUGAUCAGGAUGGACAAGCUAAGCCUGUAGAUGAAACAACAGAAUCAGGUUCUAUUUCAGAUUCUCAGUCUCAAACUGUCAAAAGAAGGAGCAGGGGUAUUAAACGAACUGCAUUUUCUGAUUCAGAUUCAGAUUUCGAUUCAGAGAGUGAAUGUGAUCUUUCCAGGGAAGAUUUAAUUAAGCUUGUGUCUGAGAAGGAAGAACUUUUGAAGUUAAAGCACAAAGAUAUUGAGAAAAUGCACGAUAAAGUUCUGCGUACUUAUGCAGAGAUGGAGAAUAUCAAGGACAGGACUAGACGUGAAGCAGAGAAUUCAAAAAAAUUUGCUAUACAGAAUUUUGCAAAGAGCUUACUAGAUGUUGCGGAUAAUUUGGGAAGAGCUUCAUCAGUUGUAAAAGAAAGUUUUUCAAAAAUUGAUUCGUCGAGUGACUCUGCUGAAGCGGUAAAACUCCUGAAAACACUUAUGGAAGGUGUGGAAAUGACUGAGAAACAACUUUCAGAGGUACUUAAAAAGUUCGGUGUAGAAAAAAUUGACCCUAUAAAUGAGCCAUUUGAUCCACAUAGGCAUAAUGCCAUCUUCCAAAUCCCUGAUGGUUCCAAGCCUCCAGGCACUGUUGCAGCUGUUCUGAAGGCAGGAUAUGUGCUUCAUGAUCGUGUUAUUCGUCCAGCAGAAGUUGGUGUGACUCAAGCAGUAGAAGACAAUCCAACGGAGUAAUGGAGAAGAUAGUAUAGCUGGUAAGGACUCAUGAUAAGGGGAUUCUGGAGUGGCUUCUUAUUGAAGAUUUUCCAAUGUUUAUUUCAAUUAUGUAUCUUCAGAAGCAUUAUGAUCUGCUCUCCUUGACACUACCUCUACUUUCCAUGCCUUUAACCUGCAUGCAACUGAGUAUUCUUAUAAACUAGUGUCUCUAGAGUAACAUGAUACCAUAAGGUGGGAUUAAUUCCAACAGAUCUUGGUUGUAUUAUACUCUUUAUACAGAUUCAUUGUAAUAAUUUUUUUAGUAGUGGGACUCUGAUAUGUUGUGUUGUCUUACACAA